Messenger RNA from Plectropomus leopardus (leopard coralgrouper), 1238 nucleotides. NCBI's taxonomy places the organism in Eukaryota, Metazoa, Chordata, Actinopteri, Perciformes, Serranidae. The record is from RefSeq and is a predicted model, not a curated record.
UCCAGCACUCUGCAACUCACAAAACAGCACUGAAGGACAACAUGCCUCAGACACCACCGUUCACGGGGCAGCUGAACUCCGGCGGCUACAACAAGAACCUGUACCAGACCAAGGAGGAAGGCUACCCCGGCCUCUAUUACCAUGACAACAACCUGGCGUCCGGGUCCCUGGAGGCCCUCAUUCACCACUUGGUCCCGACUGUAGACUAUUAUCCAGAUAGGACGUACAUCUUCACCUUCCUGCUCAGCUCUCGUCUCUUCAUCCGCCCAUACGAACUCAUGUCGAAGGUGUGUCACCUGUGCAUGGACCAACAGCGACUCAGCGAUCCUCAAGCUGACAAGAUGAGAGUCAGAAAAAUCGCUCCCAAGAUCAUCCAGCUGCUGACAGAGUGGACAGAAACCUUCCCGUACGACUUCAGGGACGAGAGGAUGAUGCGGAGCCUGAAGGAGCUGACCCACCGGCUGGCCAGUGGAGACGAGGUUUACAGGAAGGCGGUCAGCCAGAUGAGCCAGGGUCUGAUCAGGAGGUUGACAGUGCUCAGCCAGUACGAGGAGGCGCUGGUCAAGAUCAACGCCACGGCGGCAGAGCGACUGACGGCUCUUAAGGCGAAGCCCCAGGCGGCCAUCCAGAGAGACAUGCUGUCCAUCUGCAACGACCCGUUCACUGUAGCCCAGCAGCUCACGCACAUAGAACUGGAGAGACUGAGUUACAUCGGACCUGAAGAAUUCGUGCAGGCGUUCGUCCAGAAAGACCCUCUGGACAAUGAUAAGAGCUGCUUCAGUGAUCACAAGAAGGCCAGCAACCUGGAAGCUUAUGUCGAAUGGUUCAACAGACUCAGUUAUCUGGUGGCUACAGAAAUCUGCAUGCCUGUGAAGAAGAAGCACCGAGCUCGAGUCAUCGAGUUCUUCAUCGACGUGGCGCGCGAAUGCUUCAACAUCGGCAACUUUAACUCCCUCAUGGCCAUCAUAUCUGGGAUGAACAUGAGUCCUGUGUCCCGGCUCAAGAAGACCUGGAGUAAAGUCAAAACGGCCAAGUUUGACAUCUUGGAACACCAAAUGGAUCCUUCCAGCAAUUUCUACAAUUACAGAACGGCACUGAGAGGAGCCACGCAGAGGUCGAUCACCGCCAACAGCAGCAGAGAGAAGGUGAUGCCUCAACGCAACAACACACAAAAUGAUACUUUCUCUCACAUUUCUCUCAAGCAAACCUUCAUCAGCGUGCAGAGCCCCUUACAGUAA